Messenger RNA from Acanthosepion pharaonis, 546 nucleotides. The record is from the annotation of a GenBank genome assembly. NCBI's taxonomy places the organism in Eukaryota, Metazoa, Mollusca, Cephalopoda, Sepiida, Sepiidae.
AUGGUGGCGCCAGUAGUUUACCCACAAAUUCUACGGAUCAGAAGCCGGGCAACGAGAAAUGCAAGACGUCGGUACUAUUUUCUUUCUUUCUCUUUUCUUCUUCUUCUUCUUUUUUCUUCUUCUUCUUCUUCUUCUUCUUCUUCUUCUUCUUCUUCUCUGUUUCAUACCGCCUGCUUUAUUUCUCUUUCUCAUCACCUCUCUUUCUUUUUUUAUUUCUCUCUCUUCAUCCCCACGCCUCUUUUCUUAAUCGCUUUCUUUCUUCAACGUCAUUAUAAUCUUUUUUUUUUCUUUUGUUUUCCCCUUCUCUUUAUUUUUUCAUUAAGAUUUAUUUCAUUUUUUUUCCUUUUUCUUCUAUCGUCAAUGUACUUCUUAGUCUUUUAUUUUUCUUUUUUUCAAAUUUAUAACAUCUUUCCUGGUUUUAGCGGUUUAUUCUGCCUAUUUCCCCCCUUUUUAUCAUUUUCAUCAUCCUUUUUUUUUUUUACGUUGUUUCACAUUAUUUCUCAUCUUUCUUCUUCUCCCUGCCUCCACUUCUCUUUUCAGUACUAA